AUGGAUGGUUCAAUUGAGAUAUUGGGUGGUUUUCCCUUUUGUGCCACAAUUCCGGCUAACUUUUACUCAUUUCCGUAUACUGGAUACGAUUGGUGUUUAAUGGUUCCCAUAGAACCCAAAAUCCCUAUCUAUAAAGUGUUUGCCUAUAUUUUUCAUUGGAAAGCCUUUGCUCUUACAGUCUUGAUAUUCGUUUUGCUGUCUGUGUCACUUGGAAUAGCUGAUAGAAUCUCCAAUUCCCAACAAACUCUUAUCAGACGAAAUUUCUUCUUUAACAUUGAUUGUUUUCGUGGAAUACUUGGUCAGUCAAUUUUUGAAGUUCCAAACGCUUCUUGGAGUACAAAAAUCAUUUAUUUAUUGAUAUUUCUGCUGGGAAUCAUGAUAGUUACAUCAUACGAUGCAUUUCUUCAAUCUUUCAUGACUGAACCACCAACUGAAAACAUGAUAAGAUCAUUCGAUGACCUAAAAGCAUCCGGCAUAAAAGCCUACAUUUAUAAAACCGAUUUCAAUACAAUGUUAAGUGUUAGACCUGAUAUGAACCAAUAUUUGAAUUCAUUUGAAGUUGAAACUAAUUUUGAAAAAUAUAAAGAAAAUCCAAACACAAAAUAUGCUUACAGCACAAAUACUGUCUUGUGGGGUAUUUUUAAAAAUCAGCAAACUUUCUUCGAUCAACAGCUGUUUCGUUGGUCUGCUGAUUUGUGCAUUUGGAAUAAUAUACAAGCUGCUUUUGCUUUGAAUGACAAUUCAAUCUACAGGAAUGUGUUGAAUAUGCACAUUUUAGAGGUGCAAUCAGCUGGAUUUAUUGAUUUUUGGAUGACAAAGGCUUUUUAUGAAUUAAUGGAAUUGGGAAGAAUUCAGAAGAUGAAUAUUAACAAUUUGUCGGACUUUCGAUCGCUAAGUGUUGAAGAUUUAAAAUGGAUUUGGAUAAUGAUUGGAUUUGCGUACUGGGUCGCUAUUUUGACUUUUGUUGGAGAAAUUUUUGUCUUAAAAAUGAAAAAUUAUGGACAAAAUUGA
Messenger RNA from Episyrphus balteatus (marmalade hoverfly), 1011 nucleotides. RefSeq lists its product as uncharacterized. NCBI's taxonomy places the organism in Eukaryota, Metazoa, Arthropoda, Insecta, Diptera, Syrphidae. The record is from RefSeq and is a predicted model, not a curated record. The transcript has a single exon. Bases 1 to 1011 code for a protein of 336 amino acids.